CCUGCGGGGCUGGGACCGGCCGGGCUCGUGCCCCCGCCCCAUUUUCGCUGGGCCCAGCUGCCCCGGUUCGCAGCGGAGCGAGCGGGGAAAACGCCGGUCCCUGCCCGCGGUUUGCCCAGCGUGAGCCCGGUCGGCCCCAGAGAGCGGCCAGCUGCGUCCCGCCCUUCCCGGGCUCUGACCCGGCGCGGGGCCUUUACCCCCGCCUGCUCUCCGCGCAGCCAGCGGGGCUGCGAGUGUCGCGGCUGCACCAGCCGGCGCUCGACUCAGUCCCUUACCCCCGGAGGCGGAGUGAUGCAGUUAGAGGCAGGCUCAGUAGCCCUUGCACUCAGCUCUCCGUGCAAGACGCCUCUCAGUCAUGUCCGUGUAAAGUUAACGCUGUUCGCGCUUGUCAGCAGGACUCAGCAUCCCUGAAAAGGAGCCACCUUCGUGGUAGAAUGUGACAGCUGUUCAACAUGGCCCACUUCCUUCAUGCACCCUGUCCACUUCAAACCAGAAGUGGUGGACUUAUAUGUAGAGCGACAAUAAUCACCCCCCGGGCAAGAAAGAUCCUGAUCCUCAGAAGUAUUUAGGUCCCCAAGAGCCCAUCUUUAAAACAGUGCCAUGUAAGAUCAGUUUGAUUUUUCAUAACUUGAAUGGACGAUGACAAGCUGUCUUGAAGCACAGCUUGGAGGAAAUGAUUGUUGACAAACCAGGGAAAACACCAAUUCAGUUGUUACAUGAAUAUGGCACAAAGGCUGGUAUCACUCCUGAGUACAAGUUUGAGAAGGCUGAAGGACAAGUACAUCUUCCAAGUUUCACCUUUAAAGUCACAGUAGGUGAAAUAACGGGCACAGGUGAAGGUCAUAGCAAGAAGAUUGCAAAACACAGAGCUGCAGAAGCUGCCUUGAACGUUUUAAAAGGAAAUCCAAGUAUUGGUCUUUCAGUGCCAGACUCCAUAGUUCCAGAUUCUCCAAAGCAACCACAAAAUCAAACCAAUCCUAUAGGUACAUUACAGGAACUGGCUGUUCAGAAGGGAUGGAGACUUCCUGAAUAUUCACUUGCGCAUGAGUCGGGGCCUCCUCACAAGCGGGAGUUUACAAUGACUUGCAGAAUAGAAACAUUUGUAGAAACUGGGACUGGGACAUCUAAGAAACUAGCAAAGCGAAAUGCUGCUGAAAAAUUACUUGCCAAAUUCCACAGUUUCCCUCCAGAUAGCAUCAAUAUUUCCUUAGGAAAUGAAAUGGGAAAUAAUUUAGGAUGCACAUGGGAUGCCUUAAGGAACUCAUCAGAAGAAAAAAUUACCUUGCUGAAGAGAAGUCCACUCAGUAUUCCUAAUACAGACUAUGUCCAACUGCUUGGAGAAGUUGCAGAAGAACAAGGUUUUGUUAUAACAUAUUUGAAUAUAGAAGAGCUGAGCGUGAAUGGACAGUACCAAUGUCUUGCUGAACUCUCAACCAAUCCAGUCACAGUUUGCCAUGGUACUGGGAUUUCUUGGGGCAAUGCUCACAACGAUGCUGCUCACAAUGCAUUACAAUAUUUAAAGAUCAUGGCUGGAAGAAAAUAAACUUGAAAUAGAAAAAAAAAUCUUCUGAUAAAGAUUUAACUUAAAAGAUAUUUCCAAAGUUGGAUGUUUUCCCAUAUAUGUAGUUCAAAUUAAUUUUGGGCUAUUUUUAAGUCACUCCACAAACACCGUUUUAAUUAUGCAUUGCUUUGAAAUGAGUCAAUCAUAAGGUUUGCAUUUUGGAUUGGUUUACUGUAUUUAGCUCUCAGUAUUGUAAAGCAGUGAGGACAUUAAAUUACUGCUUACAUACUUACUGAAGAAUAAGUGCUCCCUUAUGGAAAACCUGUAGGGAGAAUUAUAAAUUUGAUACCAAAGUUAGAGAACACAGACAUCAGAGAUGGUAGCUAUAGGAAGACCAAUCCUACAGUGUUCUGAGUACCCCCCAAACACCAUAGUUUUCAAUGUGAGUUGGGGAUUGUCUGCUCUUUGCAGAGGCAGCCCUCUGAAGAGCAUAUUCUGUUGCUGUUUAUACCUCAAUGGAAAGGUUUUUGAUUAUAUGCUUUAAUAUCAUAGAAUAUCAUGGUUGGAAGGGACCUCAGGAGGUCAUCUAGUCCAACCCCCUGCUCAAAGCAGGACCAAUCCCUAAUUAAAUCCCCAAAUGGACCCCUCAAGGAUUGAACUCACAACCCUGGGUUUAGAAGGCCAAUGCUUAACCACUGAGCUAUAAAAGGUGGGAAUGGUCUUUUAUGAAUGUUCCCAUUUUAUUUUAUUUUUACUGUGUGUGAAUGGUGGCCUUUUAAACCCAUUAUCUGAGAUUGGAACUUGAAAGCAAUGUAAUGGCUACAGAAACAUCACUGCCCUCUUUUAUUAAAGAUAUCUAUAAAUGUCAUUAGCUGUUCUUUAAUAAAUUAAGGUUAACUCCUG
Mauremys reevesii (Reeves's turtle) is the source of this 2404-nucleotide messenger RNA. RefSeq names its product protein activator of interferon induced protein kinase EIF2AK2 (gene PRKRA). The transcript is spliced from 9 exons. Lineage: Eukaryota; Metazoa; Chordata; Testudines; Geoemydidae. The coding region runs from base 674 to 1543 and encodes 289 amino acids. The record is from RefSeq and is a predicted model, not a curated record.